This is a messenger RNA of Aspergillus costaricaensis CBS 115574, 243 nucleotides long. RefSeq lists its product as uncharacterized. The transcript is spliced from 4 exons. NCBI's taxonomy places the organism in Eukaryota, Fungi, Ascomycota, Eurotiomycetes, Eurotiales, Aspergillaceae. The record is from RefSeq and is a predicted model, not a curated record. The coding region runs from base 1 to 243 and encodes 80 amino acids.
AUGUCAGCAUCAAUCGCCCCCGAGUGCAAUGAUAUCAAAGAAAAAUAUGACACAUGCUUCUUGAAAUGGUACAGCGAAAAGUACCUCCGUGGCAACACCGCCUCUAAUGAUUGCGACGAGCUUUUCAAAAAGUACAGGGCUUGUCUGAAUCUCGCACUGAAAGAACGGGGUAUCGACACCAUGCUUGAUGAUGCUCGCAAGAGUGCGAAGGAGAGCGAAGCUGAAUACACGCGGAAAAGCUGA